Messenger RNA from Neltuma alba, 924 nucleotides. RefSeq names its product dormancy-associated protein homolog 4-like. NCBI's taxonomy places the organism in Eukaryota, Viridiplantae, Streptophyta, Magnoliopsida, Fabales, Fabaceae. Bases 175 to 549 code for a protein of 124 amino acids. The record is from RefSeq and is a predicted model, not a curated record. The transcript is spliced from 3 exons.
CUUCCUCCUCAUCCUCCAUUUUUCUCUCUAUAAGUACACUCUUUCUCACUUCCUUCUCAAACCAAAACAACCCCAAAAACACAAAAAAAAGAAAAAGAAAAAUUGGUUCCAUCUCUACGUUUCGUUCCUGGGUUUUACAAUAUUGUUCCAAAAAAGAAAGCUGAUUCCAUAAUCAUGGGUUUUCUUCACAAGCUCUGGGACGAAACGCUGGCCGGCCCUGCUCCGGAGUCCGGCCUCGGAAAACUUCGCAAGUACGAUUCCUUCCCUGCCUCCUCCUCCGCCUCUCCGAUCUUGCCGCCGCCUACCAUUACUCGCAGCAUCACCAUUGUUCGCACCAGCUCCGAUUCCCGUUGUUUCUCCUCCGAUCCCGCCUCUUUCCCGGACUCGCCCUCCGGCCCCACUACCCCUCGCACGCCUUCUACACCGGGGACUCCAGCAGGUGAUUUCAAGAAAUUCACGAGGAGAAAAUCGCCAACUCAAGCAGGACGACCUGAGUCUACAAGUCCGAACAUUUCCGAUUGGGUAAUUAUGAGUGCUUUCGAUCGUUGAAGGAGUAAAGCAAGAGACUUUGACUCGGAAAAUAUCAGGCAGAUGGAUUCGUUUUGUACACGGAAGAGAGAUUCCAAGGGAAACAUCGUUUUGUGUUUGUGUAUGUGUGCUUGUGUAUAUAACGAGUAGUAGAUUAGUAGCUUCCUACAAUAACAUGGUUCCUCAGAUCAUGAAGAAGGAGCCAGUUCUUCUUGGGAUCCUGGAGAUGGAAAGUACUGUCUCGGACCUGAGUUUGACUUGUUCUUCUCUUCUUCUUCUUCUUUUUUUUUUUAACUUAUUUUUCGAUUUCCCUUCUCUCUCCUUAUAUACAAUAACACAUAUAUGUAUGUACGUAUGUAUUUCUAAGGCUCACUUCAAGGGUUUUGAUUGUGUGUA